Messenger RNA from Morchella importuna, 321 nucleotides. RefSeq lists its product as uncharacterized. Lineage: Eukaryota; Fungi; Ascomycota; Pezizomycetes; Pezizales; Morchellaceae. The transcript is spliced from 5 exons. Bases 1 to 321 code for a protein of 106 amino acids. The record is from RefSeq and is a predicted model, not a curated record. Gene Ontology annotation, biological process: iron-sulfur cluster assembly. Gene Ontology annotation, cellular component: mitochondrion; L-cysteine desulfurase complex.
AUGGCUGAUACCGCAUUCCGUGCCCGGUCUUUGUACCGCAACCUCCUGCGAUUCAGUAACCGUUUCGCGGCAUACAACUUUCGCGAAUAUGCCAAGCGCCGUACGAGAGAUGCAUUCCUGGCGAACCGCGGAGAGACAGAUCCGGGCAGGAUAAAUGAGAUGCUGCAGAAAGGAUUGAAGGAGCUGCAGGUUGUCAAGAGACAGACGGUUGUUAGUCAGUUCUUUCAGAUGGAUAGACUGGUCGUGGAAGGACAGACUUCGGGAAGGCAAACUGGUGGAAGAGGCGACAUUGUCAGACAAAAGGAUACUGGUUGGAACUAG